AAAUGUGCCUCUUUGGUUCCAAAGUCGCUCUGUAACUUAAGAGAGAGUGACUGUUCCGUUGACAGAGCAAAAUGGCCCAAACCUAUUGAAAACCCCAAAACCCUUAGUUUGGAAUCUCAUCUCAUUUUGCUUCUGUUCUUUUCCAUGUAAUUUCAACAAAGUUUGAAACUUUGUUUCUAUAGCAACUCAAUUACAUGGAAAUUCUUAAAAGUCUACUCUUUAAGUCGCCCUCUUGGCUGAAACUCUUAGCUUCUUGUUAUAAAACCUGAAGUUCGAAAUCAUUCCAAUACCACAAAUAACUCAACUUUCUUCAAGCAUGGACAAUGAAGAUCAGGAGUCCCUUUUACUUCAAGGGGUUCCAGAUAAUUAUGGAGGUGUUAAGGUGAACUUGACAGAACCAAUGACUAUUGAGGAUUUUGUCCCAAAGCUGAGAGCUUCACUUGUGUAUUGGAGCAAUCAGGGGACGAAGGGGAUAUGGUUAAAGCUUGCCGAUGGGCUUGACAAUCUUAUUGCACCUGCAAAAGCAGAAGGGUUUGUGUGCCACCAUGCCGAGAGGGAAUACACCAUGCUUACAUCUUGGAUCGCUGAUGUUCCUAGUACUCUUCCUGCCAAUGCGUCUCAUCGUAUUGGAGUUGGUGCCUUUGUCCUAAACAAGAAGACCAAAGAGGUGCUUGUGGUCCAGGAGAUUGAUGGUCAUUUCAAAGGUACAGGAGUGUGGAAACUGCCUACCGGUGUUGUUAAAGAGGGUGAGAAUAUUUGGGAAGGAGCACUUAGGGAAGUGGAAGAAGAAACUGGUAUUAAGACAAAAUUUGUAGAAGUCCUGGCUUUCAGGGAAAGCCACCAAGCAUUCUUGGAAAUAAAAACGGAUAUAUUUUUCCUCUGUGAGUUAGAACCAACCACUUUUGAAAUCAAGAAACAAGACUCUGAGAUCUUAGCUGCUAAGUGGAUGCCAAUUGAAGAAUACGUAAACCAACCCUGGAACCAGAAGAAAGAACUGUUUAGGUUCAUGGCGAACAUCUGCUUGAAGAGAUUGCAGGAGAUGGAAUACAUGGGUUUCUCCAAAGUCCUUACUACGACUUCAUCUGGGAAAGAGAGCUAUCUUUACUGCAACACCGAUCACGCCAACCUCCUCAACGCAACGCGUGGCCUAGCCUCCACCUCUGGUUGAAAAACCCUUCUUCAGAACGUGUUUAUGUUUCGUUGUUUCAUGUCCAUUGUUCAAUAAAAGCACCAGUCUCGUGUGUACAACGAUUGGAGACUUCUUUAUGUAAUUUACCAUCAUUUCCUCACUACAACUUCAUAUAUAAUAUAUUUCUUUGGCUACCAAAAAGAGGUAUCCUUUUUAUUCUAGUUUCAAUAAGAGUGUGAACCCAUAGAUGCUGAG
Molecule: messenger RNA, 1384 nt
Organism: Arabidopsis thaliana (thale cress)
Lineage: Eukaryota; Viridiplantae; Streptophyta; Magnoliopsida; Brassicales; Brassicaceae
Gene: NUDT6
Product: nudix hydrolase homolog 6
Exons: 9
Coding region: 317-1168 (283 amino acids)
Molecular function (GO): NADH pyrophosphatase activity; hydrolase activity; NAD+ diphosphatase activity
Source: RefSeq, marked reviewed